CUUUGCAAGCCGAGAGCCAGACGCGCUGAGCUCCCACCCGGCCAGUCCUCUCGGGAGCCGCACGGUCGAGUUCGCCUCUUGGCCCCGCCGCGUUGCCGUAGCGGCGGGCGCCGCGGAGCCUGCAGGCGCGGAAAUUCCUGCGGGGGGCCGGAAACUUAGUGCGGCGUUGAACGGAGUGAAGACUGAAGUGGCGAAGAGAGAGAAGGGUGGCGGGGACAACCGUGGAGUAGCGCAAAACCACCCCCUCCCCCGCGCCACAAAACCAUAGAGGGACUGGACCUGCUGUGCUGCAGGAAAACUGGGGGAGGGAAUAAAUACCACCUGCUAGUCGAGUGAAGUAGCCAAGGUGCAUCCAUGGAUGAGGCCAUUCGACUGGUGUCAUCCGGAGACGAUGUGAAGAUCUGGAACUCGAGCUCUAUGACAGUAGUCGAGCAGUUCAACCCCCACAGCAUCACUCACCCUGUGUCCCGAGUGUGCUGGAGCAGCAACAAUCAUUUCUUGGUUAGUGCCAGUGCCAGCGGGGACAAGCUGGUGGUGUCGAGCUGUAAGUCUUCUCCUGUCCCAGUGCUGGAGCUUGCUGAGGAGAAAAGGCAGACGCGUGUGAGCCUGAACUCCACAUCUCAGUUCAUGGUGAGUGGUGGCCUGGACUGCACGGUUAACAUCUGGGACCUGAAGACCAAGAAGCUGCAUCGCUCCCUCAAGGACCACAAAGAGGAGGUUACUUGUGUGGCCUUCAAUGGAAGUGACAGCUACAUCGCCUCUGGCUCAACGAGCGGCGAGAUCAUUCUGCACAGCAUCACCACCAACCUCUCCAGCAAGCCCUUCGGACAUGGGCCCAACCAGCCCAUCCAUGACCUGAAGUACUCGUACUUUAAGAAGUCCCUGCUGGGCAGUGUGUCUGACAGUGGCUCUGUGGUCCUGUGGGAUGCCAACACCCAGAAAGACCAGCACACCUUUGAGGGGGCGCACAAGGCCCCUGCAUCUGGGCUGGCCUUCUCUCCCGCCAACGAGCUGCUCUUCGUCACCGUGGGCCUAGACAAGAAGAUCAUCUGCUACGACACCUCCAGCAAGAUUGUCCUGCGCAGCCUGCGAGUGGAGUCCCCUCUCACGGCGAUAGACUUCAUGCCAGAUGGCGCGGUGCUGGCUGUGGGCUCGUCCCAGGGGAAGGUGUACCUCUACGACCUCCGCAUGCUGACCUCCGCUGUCAAGACUGUCGCUGCACACAAGACCUCUGUGCAUUGUCUCCGCUUCCAGAACACCCCGUCCCAUCACAAGUCUGGGAGCAAAGCGCUUUCCAGCAAGACUUCCACCGCCCAGUCUGCUCCCAACAAGAGAGCAGCGGUGAAGACCGUGGACAACAACGGCCCCAGCAGCCUGGCCACCUCCCCUGCACCCCCGUCCCACACUGAGCCGCCCCCCGGGAGCAGGGGAGACCGAGGAGACGGCAAGGCCGAAGGCACAGGAAUCCCACACAGCACUAGCCUGGACGUCUUUCCUUCCAAAGAGACAGAGGCACUGAGAAGCUCAGAGAAGGUCCCCAGCCUCGACAGGUUCAACAGUGUGGGGCGUAACAGCCUGGAUAUCUUCUCGCCUGUGAGAGAUGAUUACAAAACUCAAAAAGCAAGUGGAGACUACAAGAAGGGAGAUGUGCUGGACUUCCUGUCGCAGUUCUCCAGCACCCUCCCGGCUCGCAGGACGCCUCUCGGGACCCCGGGGGUCCAGGGCUACAGUCCCAUGCAGGUGUUUGAUGACUCGCCCAGGCCAGUCAGGGAACAGGAGGAGGAGGAAAUGACCGAAAAGCCCAAAGCUGGCAGGCCGGAGCCAGUCCUACACGAUACUAAACAAGCGGACAAGAUUGGCAGCCCGGGUUCUGAACUGAGCCCCCAGCAUGCCAGGACCUCGGAGCUCAGCCAGAGGAGAGGGAAGGAUGUGCAGGCUGAGCUGCUGUAUGACACCCCAAAAGGAGCCCCUCCUGCAGCGCCUACUCCGGCGGCGUCUUCGGCGAUCGCCGCGGGACUGGCCUCCUCCCUGUCCGAGAGGAUAGCGGAGUCCAUCGGCGGAGAGGGGGGCGGGGCGCCGCCCCUCACUGCCAUCCAGAUCCACUUCAUCCGGAACAUGAUCCAGGAGACGCUGGAGGACUUCAGAGAGGCAUGUCACAGAGACAUUGUCAAUCUGCAGGUUGAGAUGAUAAGGCAGUUCUACAUCCAACUGAACGAAAUCCAUUCCUUGAUAGAGAAGUACUCCGUGACGGACUCGUUGGUAGCGGAAAUCGAAAGACUGAAGGAGGAGAACAAACGACUACGAACCAACUUCUGAAACCUGGCUCACGCCUUGGGCCUUGAGUCCUGACUGACCGGCAGGGAAGCACAGCAGCCUCUCUGAGUGGCAGAGCAGCUUUCCAAAGCACCCCUCGUCCCUGCACUGGGAGGGGUGCUGAAAUAUGCAAUAGAGGGGACCUGCCCCUUUAGGCUGGUCUGCUCCUUUUCUACAGACUGUCUCCCCUAUUACAAAGAAGAAAGAGGACACGGGGGAAAAUGCUGGCUUACACCACCAGGGUUUUUAUACUAGCAGUGUAAUUAUUACAGUAAGGUGCUCUGAUUUUUAACUUCAAUAACAAGUGCCUUUAAUAUCUGAGGUGUUUAAAAACACUUAAAAAAGGACCGAGUUGAAACAUCUGUUGGUUCUCAUUAAAUGCACAAGUUUCUCUUAAGUGCUUGAGAAAUAACUUUUUAAGAUGGCUGUGCAAGAGACCCCAGUUCUCUGUAUUGUAAGGAGAGCCUAAAUUUACUCCCCUCUCUACCUCUAUAGAACUAGAGCUCCUUUCUGUUUUAUACUGUACCUCAUUCUCAUGCAUUAGUCAGUCUGCUGAUGCCAUUAAUUAGCCUACAAUAAUAAGUUACAAUCUGAGAAACCUUUUAUUGUUCCUGGAGAGUGUACAAGUGACCUCUUUAUCCUAACCUAACUGGUGAUAGCUAUUACUUACAGUAAGUUAGGCCGUCUUUCACUUUGACUGGCAUACAGUAUAGAACUCAGGAUGUGAGCUGCAAACUGUUUUUGACAGUUUUCUUCUAAGCUAGCAAGAACAGAAGUCAACUCUUGGGAGUCUUUUGAUUGAGGUGUAAUUCUCAACUGAGUAUUACACCUUAUCUUUCUUGAGUUAUGUUUUAUUGAUCUGGAAGAUUUGCUAAGGUAGAGUUCAGCAAGCGUGUGUGAAAACCUUGAAACGUUUGUCAUUGAUCGUUUGAAUUCAAGUUAUGCUGAUUGGGAGAGAUGCUGUGCCAAACCAGCAGUUCUUGUCACCUCCAUGAUUUAUCUAACAGGUGAUCUCCAUGACGGGCUUUAUCUCUAAGCCUGAUGGUGAGUGUACUCAAAACAAAAUUCUUUAAAUAUAUAAAAUGACUAAUGCGCUAAUGUAAGACCUAAAGCCCUAAUGUUUUUUAAAAGGGUUGAUUGGAAAAUACAACUGCAUAAAUAUCUUCUGGUUUAAAACCGGUACUUAGAAAUAAGGUGUACAUACUCUGGGCUUCUUCAAGGUUUGUGUGCAUUAUAUCACCUGUUGACCUUAAAACUAAAUUUCCAGUUGAGGAAUCCACUUUGAGGCUACUCCUAUCCAACAAGGCAAAAAAACACUUGCCAAAAAAAAGCACAAGCUUUCUUACAUAAUUUAUCGUAUCAAUGCAAAAUGCAUUUUUAAACACAGCAAUAAAAUGUCAGUUUACUAAUUAA
Messenger RNA from Lepisosteus oculatus (spotted gar), 3726 nucleotides. RefSeq names its product NEDD1 gamma-tubulin ring complex targeting factor (gene nedd1). Gene Ontology annotation, molecular function: gamma-tubulin binding. Gene Ontology annotation, biological process: microtubule nucleation; mitotic cell cycle. Gene Ontology annotation, cellular component: centriole; spindle pole; pericentriolar material. The record is from RefSeq and is a predicted model, not a curated record. Lineage: Eukaryota; Metazoa; Chordata; Actinopteri; Semionotiformes; Lepisosteidae.